AUGUCAGGCGUCCCCGAAAAGGCCCGCUUCUUCCUGGAGCGGGCAGUCCCCCAGCUCCGCGAGUUCGAAGCAAAGGGCAUCUUCUCCCCUGAAGAGAUCCGCAACCUCGUCCGCAAGCGCACCGACUUUGAGCACCUCGUCCUCUCGCCGGGCAACAAGCCCCAGGACUGGCUCAACUACGCCGCAUGGGAGAAGUCGCUCGAGUCCCUCCGCGCGAAGCGCUGCCGCCGCCUGCAGAUCCGCAACUCGACCACACACGCCGGCACCGGCCGCAUCUUCAGCAUCCUCGAGCGCGCCGUGAACCGGCACCCCGCCGAUGUCAACCUCUGGAAGGAGUACCUGACGUACGCAAAUGCCCUCAAGGCCACCAAGCGGUACCGCAAGAUCAUGACGCGCGCGCUGCGGAUGCACCCUGCGAAGCCAGACCUCUGGACCAUGGCUGGCCGCCGGUCGGCGGCGAACUCGGACAUGCAGGGCGCUAGAAACUUCUUUAUGCGUGGCACGAGGUUCUGCGCCCGCGACGCGACCGUGUGGCUCGAAUACGCGCGGUGCGAGAUGGAGUGGCUCCAGAAGAUGGAGGCGCGCAAGAGCAAGAAGGGCGGGGCGGAGAAGGCCAUCAAGGAGCAGGCCGAGCAGACGGACGACAUGAUUGAGUUUGAGGAGGACGACAGCGACAACGACGACGGCCAGCUCGUCAUCCCGGAUCCCGACCGGACGGCCGGCAACAAGAAGGUCAUCAGCGCCGCCGAGGAGGAGAAGCUCAAGAACAACCCGGCCCUCGACGGCGCCAUCCCGCUGGCCAUCUUCGACAUCAGCAGGAAACAGCCUUUCUUCAAGCCCGCCACGGCCGAGCAGUUCUUCUUUGUGUUUGCCGACUUCAGCAAUGUCUCUAGCCAGCAGCGCCUACUACAGCACGUGCUCGACACAAUGACCACAGAGUUCCCCAACGAUCCGUCCACAGCGUUCUGCUACAUACGACAACCCUUGAUCGGAUUACAGCCGAGCUCGUCCGCCUAUGCUAAGGCGCUGCAGCAGGCCCUGCCGCGACUCAGAGCUGCACUGGCGGACUCGACGAACCAAUUGCAGCUGGCCGACAAGAUCACAUUGUGGAUCCAGCCUGUUCUGGCCCUCGAAGAUCUCGACGACAGUGUUAGGAUUGUUUUGCAACACACGCUAGACACGCUACCCAAAUCUUGA
Messenger RNA from Microdochium trichocladiopsis, 1197 nucleotides. Its product is annotated as U3 small nucleolar RNA-associated protein 6-domain-containing protein. NCBI's taxonomy places the organism in Eukaryota, Fungi, Ascomycota, Sordariomycetes, Xylariales, Microdochiaceae. The coding region runs from base 1 to 1197 and encodes 398 amino acids. Gene Ontology annotation, cellular component: small-subunit processome; Pwp2p-containing subcomplex of 90S preribosome. The transcript has a single exon. Gene Ontology annotation, biological process: maturation of SSU-rRNA from tricistronic rRNA transcript (SSU-rRNA, 5.8S rRNA, LSU-rRNA). Gene Ontology annotation, molecular function: snoRNA binding; protein binding. The record is from RefSeq and is a predicted model, not a curated record.